AUGCAGCCUUUGCUGACAGAAACGACAGGGUCAAAGACGAUACAGAGAGGAGAGGGGAGGGAGAAGAAUUCGGAAAGGACGAAAACGCAUAGUUUUGGUGAGAUGGCAGGUGGUACGGCAGCGGGGUGUGCGGCGGUUUGUUGCUGCUGUCCAUGCACGGUGAUCAACCUUCUUGUUUUAGCCGUUUAUAAGGUGCCGGUUUGUUUAUGUAAGAAAGCCAAGAUACGACAGCGUUUGAUGAGAAAAAAGAAGCAGAAAGAAAGGUCUCUGUUGUCUCCAACAGGUCGGGGUGGGUCCAGGGAGGAGGAAUUAGAGGAGGAGAGAGAAACAGUGGAGAAAGGGGAAUGUUGUGAUCAUCAUAAUCAUGAUGGAGAAACCGCAGCCGCUGAUUUGGAUAAGGAGAUGUUGGACCAGUUUUAUGGGACUGGAUUUUGGAGGAGCCCGUCUCAAAGAGGUGCAUGA
Dovyalis caffra is the source of this 462-nucleotide messenger RNA. NCBI's taxonomy places the organism in Eukaryota, Viridiplantae, Streptophyta, Magnoliopsida, Malpighiales, Salicaceae. The record is from the annotation of a GenBank genome assembly.